Messenger RNA from Anopheles gambiae (African malaria mosquito), 1059 nucleotides. RefSeq names its product general transcription factor IIH subunit 5 (gene Tfb5). Gene Ontology annotation, biological process: transcription by RNA polymerase II; transcription initiation at RNA polymerase II promoter; nucleotide-excision repair. NCBI's taxonomy places the organism in Eukaryota, Metazoa, Arthropoda, Insecta, Diptera, Culicidae. Bases 117 to 338 code for a protein of 73 amino acids. The record is from RefSeq and is a predicted model, not a curated record. The transcript is spliced from 2 exons. Gene Ontology annotation, cellular component: transcription factor TFIIH holo complex; transcription factor TFIIH core complex.
CGGUGUGCGAGCGGUUUGUUUACAUUGUCUGCGAUGCAAUAAAUUGGUGAAAUAACAAUCUUUCGGCGAUUAGUUUAUCGUGAAAUCGUUGAUAAAAUAACGCACACUACUCAGCAAUGGUGAAUGUUAUGAAAGGCGUGCUCGUUGAAUGUGAUCCGGCUAUGAAACAGUUCCUACUCCAUCUGGACGAAACGCAAUCACUGGGGAAGAAGUUUAUCAUACAAGAUUUGGACGAGAAGCACCUAUUCAUUUCGGUCGAAAUCGUCGAAGUACUGCAAGCCCGCGUGGACGAUUUGAUGGACCGCAUCAGCUUCCCGCUACACGAGAAAGAAGCUUAAAAACUACCAUCCUGCGAAGCCGUAGCACUCACUACCACCCCCUAAAAACAGUCUCAUAAACUCAACUCCAACAAGAUGGCCGGUCGCGAAUCGGGACGCAUCCGGGAGGCGGACAAAAAGCGAACCCUGGACGAUGCCGCACGCCAGCGACGCGCGCGCAAAGCGCUGGAAGCACUCGAGCAGGACAACUUCCACGAAGACCCGCACGCGGACCUGGUCAUGUCGAAGAAGGUGCCCAAAUUCAGCGACAAUCUCGAUGGCAGUGGACCGAGCAAGAAGAAACACCGCCGCACGAAAGGGGCCGAAUACUAUCGUGCAAAGUAUCGUAAAACGUUUCCGCAGCUGCUGGAUGAGGAACGGCAACAGCGACCGGAUCCGCCGAACUAUUUCAGUGCCGCUGCACCCGCUUCCCGGCUGCCCGAGCGACACUUUUGUGCAGUGUGUGGAUUUCCCUCCAGCUACACGUGCACGGCUUGCGGGACGCGGUACUGCUGCGUACGGUGCUUGGGUACGCAUCAGGACACGCGCUGCUUGAAAUGGACCGCUUAGAGGACUUAGAGUGAGUGGUUGAGUGAGUGUGCCGGAAAGGAAAGGUAUAUUAUAAUAAACUGAAAUCAAUUCUCAUAACUUAAACGAAAAAAACAGACACAGGGCUUUGCUCCAUUUGAUGAUGUUUAUUUGGCAUCCUAAAUAUGACAUAAAAAUUAUUGAAUUGUCUAAA